Molecule: messenger RNA, 2346 nt
Organism: Sesamum indicum (sesame)
Lineage: Eukaryota; Viridiplantae; Streptophyta; Magnoliopsida; Lamiales; Pedaliaceae
Source: RefSeq, a predicted model, not a curated record
AUGAAUUUUUUUUUAAAUCCGGUGAAUGGAUAUGUGUCGAUUGAUAUUUUUGUCGAAGCGAAAAAAGUUCAGCAAGAAGCUGUACCCGAUGACUCAGCUGUUGGUGAUUGGGGAACGUAUAUGUCUAUGAUAACCCAAGAUUUGCCGAGCUUACCAGUAGUAACUCAACAAAUGGGCCGGUUUGGUAUUAAUGAAGAUUAUGCAGGUCCAUCGUCCUAUGCAGGCCCAUCAUCAUAUGCAGGUCCAUCGUCGUAUGCAGGCCCAUCAUCAUAUUCAGGUCCGACUGCAUAUUCAGGUUCAUCGGGUUAUGCAUGUCCAUCGAAUUAUGUGGAUUCAUCUGAAUGCGAUGAUGAAGAUGUCGAGUUCGAAGCUGAUAGUUUGUUGAACACUGAGCAAGCUGACUCAGAACCAGAUGAGGUCGAUCUGCCAGAACAGAUUGAACAGAAUAAUGACGAUGAUGGUGACGUAAGUAUACCUGUUAUGAUGGAUGUUCUUGGUGAGAAUGCACAAGAGCAAUUUGACUUGAACAUGCCUGCCAUGCCUGACCGAAUGACCCUAUAUCCGGACAUUCCAUUUUUUAGCACAACACAUCCAGAAGUCCCUGCUGACUCGAUUGAUAUCCCUACUGGUAGGUGGGGUAAUUUUUAUGACUCUAACACUGGGGAGCUCGCCAAUGGGAUGCUGUUUAAAAGUAGGGACCAUUUAAAAGGAAGCGUGCAAGAUUAUUCGGUCCGGUUUGCAAGACGAGAAUACCGGGUGGUGGAGAGCAAGAAAAACUUAUGGAAAGUCGCUUGCAAAUAUGAUGCACAGACUGGGUACGUCGGAUCACAUACAUGUCUGAUGAAUGAAAUUUCUGUUGACCAUGGUAACUUAGGAAAGAGUAUGAUCGCAACACAUCUGCUGGGUAUGGUUCGUCAAGACCCAUCUUGUGAUAUAAAACAUGUCCAGCAGAUUGUGAAACAUAAAUUUGGAUUUGAAGUCACAUAUCAUAAGGCCUGGUGUGCUUUGAAAGCCGCUAGAGAACAGGUGUAUGGAACGUGGGAGAGUUCUGUUCAGAAGUUGCCCAAAUAUAUGGCGGCAUUGAAAAAAUGGAAUCCCGGGACCGUUGUGGAGUGGUUGCAUUUGGAAACAGACACCCCGAACAGGUACAUGUUGAAUUAUGUUUUCUGGGCUUUCAGACCAUGUAUUGAGGGAUAUCGUUAUUGUCGUAACGUUAUAAGCGUGGAUGGAACACAUUUGUACACGAAGUACAAACAUAAAAUGCUGGUAGCAGUAACUUUAGAUGCAAAUCAGCAAGUGUUGCCGUUAGCGUUUGCACUCGUGGACGAAGAGUCACUUGCGUCAUGGCGUUGGUUCCUCCGAAUGCUUUCCAAAUAUUUGUGCCCGUCAGAGGAUGAUCGAGUUUGUUUGAUUUCAGACAGGCAUGCUGGUUUGAUCAAUGCUAUAAAUUAUGUGCCCGCAUUCAAAUUUCCCCGCGGAGUACAUCGAUUUUGUUUACGGCAUGUCUGCUCAAAUUUUAACACAAAAUUCAAGAACAUCCAGUUGAAGGAUAUGUGCUGGAGAGCAGGGGCCGAAGACAAUCCUCGAAAAUUUGAUAGAAUAAUGGAAGAGAUCAAAUCAUUGAACGAAGAAGCGUACGACUGGCUUGAGAGAAUUGACAAGGCUCAAUGGACGUCGGCGCAUGAUGGUGGUUGGAGAACGGGUAUUCUAACUACAAACAUGUCUGAGUGCAUAAACGGAGUAUUAAAAGGUGCGAGACGCUUACCAAUUGUGGCUAUUGUACAAAUAACGUUAUCCCGCUCUGUGCAGUAUUUCUUGCAGCGCUCUACACGGUGUAAUCGUAUGAUCAAUGCAAAUCAACAAUGGGCUGAUUAUGCGUUCAAGUUGUUCGAGGCCCGUCAGGCAGAGGCAGUACGUCACAUUGUUCAGAAAUUUGACUAUAACCAACAAUCUGCCUCAGUGGUGACAUUGAGCUUGACCGGGCAGGGCUCCCGUACUUAUGUCGUCAAAUUGAAGCAUCGUAUGUGUUCUUGUGGCAAGUGGGGUGCAAAUGGAAUUCCAACAUGCCAUUCCAUUCAGGCAUGUCGGCAUUUUGGGGUUAACGCAUCAAAUUUUAUUCCUCACUAUUACAGUGUACAAUCAUACAAGAAGACAUAUCAAGGGAGGUUUGAGCCUGUGUACGGUGAAGAAUAUUGGGAACCGGUGGAUUUUGAACUUGUGCAUAAUCCCGCACUGCGAGCUCGUCGAGGCCCAGGUAGACAAGUAUCUACUAGAAUACCGAACGAAAUGGAUAGACCACAAGUACGUGCUCGCCAACAAUAUCAGGCUCGUCAAGCUCGGGGUUGA